Messenger RNA from Acanthosepion pharaonis, 513 nucleotides. Lineage: Eukaryota; Metazoa; Mollusca; Cephalopoda; Sepiida; Sepiidae. The record is from the annotation of a GenBank genome assembly.
AUGUUUCCUACCAUACGAGUCUCCUUUAAUGGUCUGGAAGCCGAUACCAAGUACAUGGUUCUAAUGGACAUUGUACCAGUAGACAGCAAGCGUUAUAGAUAUGCCUACCACAGGUCAUCAUGGCUGGUGGCCGGAAAGGCUGAUCCCCCUCUACCCACGCGUUUCUAUGUGCAUCCAGAUUGUCCUUUUACAGGUGAACAGUUACACAAGCAAACGGUAUCUUUUGAAAAGCUGAAACUGACCAACAACAUGCUGGACAAAAACGGACACAUCAUUUUAAAUUCGAUGCAUAAAUAUCAACCGAGAGUGCAUAUUGUACGGAAAAAGGACUUGUCGUCGACAUCCGUCACAAAUUUGGAAGCCGAAGAGUUUAGAACAUUCAUCUUCCCAGAAACUGUAUUUAUUGCUGUAACGGCCUAUCAAAAUCAGCUGAUUACCAAGCUAAAGAUUGAUAGCAAUCCUUUCGCCAAGGGCUUUCGUGACUCAACGCGACUUACUGAAUACGAAAGGUAA